Molecule: messenger RNA, 1433 nt
Organism: Durio zibethinus
Lineage: Eukaryota; Viridiplantae; Streptophyta; Magnoliopsida; Malvales; Malvaceae
Source: RefSeq, a predicted model, not a curated record
AUUUAUAUUUUUAAUUGAAGUUUUCACUAUUAACUUAUUACAAAUAAAAUUAAAAAUUCAAUAUUACAUGGAACAUCACAAUUGUUAACGCGGUGAAAAUUUCUUUUUGUCACAGUUAUUAUGUUUGUUUUAACUCUAAAAAAAUAAAGAACUGGACUACAAUUUUUGUUCUGAGUGGCGGUCCAACCUAAAAAAAAAGAGAGGUUAAAACUCCUAUCCCAGAUGCGGCCCAAGCCCAGUAAAGAAUUUGAAAGGAAAUCCGCACCGGAGCAACGCAGCGUUUAGGCGUCAAUGGCCGCACUUCCCUCAUUGUGUCGUUGUUUCACCACAAUCCUUGGCAGCUACCGCCCCUCCCGUAGAAGCUUUAACAUUAGGGUUCAUCCCUCUUCUCCAAUUCGCCUCACCACUCGGAAGCUUUCGAGCUCAAUGAGUCAACCAAAUUCAGAGCCCGCCGCCACCAAAACUGCCACCCCAACGGCAGGGAACAACGACGACGUGCUUGUGCAGUACGUGGUGCUUCGGAGAGACCUAAUAGACACGUGGUCAUUGGGGAGCGUGGUAACACAGGGAUGCCAUGCAUCCGUCAGUGCCAUUUGGUCUCACAAGGACGACCCUCACACCCUCCAGUAUUGCCGUCCUGAAAAUAUAGACUCUAUGCACAAGGUUACCCUUGAGGUGAUGGGAGAAGCCCAGAUAUUGAACUUGUCGGAAAAAUUGACAGAUGGUGGUAUUGCUCACAAACUGUGGAUUGAACAGCCUGAAAACAUUCCAACUUGCCUGGCUACGAAACCCUACCCCAAGUCCAUGGUAUCGUUGUUUUUUAAAAAGUUUAAACUUUGUAAGUGAUUAUUUUAUUGUUCUAAUCCUUUAUAAUUUCAUCAAUUUGGGUGUCUUGAUUCUGUUGAAAGUUGAAACCCCUUCUGUGUACUAUGAUUCUUUGGACAUCUACUCCCGUAUGAGUUGAUUUUUUUUUUUAAUAUUCGGCAUUGAAGCUAGGCUUUGCUGUUCUCAUGCGUAAUCUGGCACUAGAGCUACUUGCCACUGUCUCUAAACUGAACAUGCUGUUCUCUUGCGUAAGCUGGCACUAGAGCUACUUGCCAGUAUCUCUAAACUGAAUAUGGUUGUUUGGAGCUUUCUCAAAUUUCUUUUUUUAUGAAAUAAGAAACUCGACUGUAACUAGAAAGGCAUUAACUUUUCCAAUUUUAUAGUACAAAGAAGUCGACAGAUAUUUUAUUCAACAGGACAAAUAUACUCUAUGCAUCUCGUUACUGAUUAUGAAGUAAUGACAAUGAAAUGGCGUUCCUGUAUUAAUGGACAAACACAACAGUGCAAUUAAAUUACAUCCUUUUUGCGAGAAGAAUGAGUUAGAUUUCUGGUUUUCCGCUCCAUUUAGGAUACAAGACCCAAAGGGCCCCAUACUGACACUCACUCUG